CUCGUCUCCCUCUUUCUCUGCAGAGUGAAGAACGAAACGAACAAUGCGACGAAGAAGCCAGCGGAAGGGGCAAUCCUCAGUCUCAGAAAAUGAACCAAGAUCACAACAAGAUUCAGAAGGAAGUUUGGCGGAAAUAUCAAGGGAGGCAGUGGGGAAACUUUUACAGCGUGCUAAUAAAGUUGGUGGCAGGAGGAGAAAGAUGAUGCUGGAGUCUGAGACGGAACAAAAUGGAACUCACACAUUGGAACAAAUCCUCCAACCGAAGACUUCAGAGGUUGGACAUAAUCAUAGAAAUCCCAUAGGAAGUACUUCUGCAGAGGAGAAAUGUAAUAACGUAAGUAUAGACCAAGGAUACUUGAACGACAAGGGCGAACUAGAUGACUCAGACUGGGAAGAGGGUACCAUUCCCGUGGAUGAUAGCCCUGUGACUAUUGAAUUUGAUGUGACUCCAGAUCCAGCUGUGAAGAAACAAGCUCGUCGUGCUUCUGCCAAGGAUAAGGACUUGGCUGAACUUGUACACAAGGUUCAUUUGCUUUGUUUACUUGCUCGUGGAAGGUUAAUAGAUAGUGCUUGUGAUGAUCCUCUUAUUCAGGCUUCUUUGCUUUCUCUACUCCCAGCACACUUGCUUCAGUUGUCAAAUGUCACAAAACUCACAUCAAGAGCUCUACAUCCUUUAAUUUCAUGGUUCCAUGAUAACUUUCAUGUUCGAAACUAUACAAAUGCAGAAGCAUCACUACACUUUGCUUUGUCAUCAGCUUUAGAAUCACGUGAGGGUAGUCCUGAAGAGAUUGCAGCUUUAUCAGUUGCACUGUUUAGAGCUUUGAAUUUUACAACCAGGUUUGUAUCCAUUUUGGAUGUUGCAUCUCUCAAACCAAAUCAAUCCAUGGGAUCAGAUGCAGGUAGAUCCAGUAAGGGGAUAUUUAAUACUUCAACACCAAUGGUGUCUAAGAAAAAAUUGGAUUUUAAUUCAACACGAAAAUCAUUAACCAAUGAGAAAGAAAAAGUCUGUGAAAGCUCUUGUGGGAAUUCACGGAGAAGUAAAAAAGGUCGUGCAACAAGCCAUGUGUCUGAGUCUAAUAAUCCUCCCACUGCUGAAAACUUGAAUGAUAGUGUGUCCAAGUCACAAAUUUCUGAGACACAAGAUAAGAACUCCAAACCGUGUCUUUCUGAACAAUCUUGUAGAUCAAAGAGAAAAGGGGAUCUUGAAUUUGAGAUGCAGUUGGAAAUGGCUCUUUCUGCUACAGCAGUUGGAUCCUUGAAUAGUAAAUUGGAGUCGGAUACAAAUGAUGAUGCAGCAAAUGUUUCUUCUCCAUCAAAAAAAAUGAAGAGAGAUAUAAGUGGAGAAUCUUCAACGCCCCCUCAAGUAAUUUCCACAGCACUAGGAUCAAAAAAAGUAGGAUCACCUCUGUAUUGGGCAGAAGUAUAUUGCAGCGAAGAGAAUUUGACAGGAAAAUGGGUGCAUGUUGAUGUCGUGAAUUCUAUUAUUGAUGGGGAGGACAAGGUUGAAGCUAUGGCAGCUGCAUGCAAAACAUCUUUGAGAUAUGUUGUUGCCUUUGCUGGGCAGGGGGCCAAAGAUGUGACCCGCAGGUAUUGCAUGAAAUGGUAUAAGAUAGCAUCGGAACGAGUUAAUUCAAUGUGGUGGGAUUCAGUAUUGGCACCGCUGAGGGACCUGGAAUCGGGGGCAACUGGAGGUGUGGUUCCUUCGAGAACAAACCACAUCACUUCUACACAAUCCAACAUGAGUGACUCUUUCGUACCUACACGGAGCUCUCUUGAGGAUAUUGAGUUGGAAACUAGGGCAUUAACUGAGCCUCUUCCAACUAACCAGCAGGCCUACAAAGCUCAUCCACUUUAUGCCAUAGAAAGAUGGCUUACUAAGUAUCAAGUACUUCACCCAAAGGGUCCAAUUCUGGGCUUAUGUGGAGGUUUCCAUGUUUACCCUCGGACUUGUGUGCAAACUGUUAAGACGAAAGAGAGAUGGCUCAGGGAAGGACUGCAAGUUAAAGCCAAUGAACUGCCUGUGAAGGAGCUUAAACCUUCCGUGAAGGCCCAGAACUUACAAGAUUUUGAAGCUGAUGACUAUGAGUGCACUGAUUCUAAGGAAAAUAUUAAACUUUAUGGGAGCUGGCAGUUGGAACCAUUAAAUUUGCCUCAUGCUAUGAAUGGGAUAGUACCUAAGAACGAACGUGGUCAGGUAGAUGUUUGGUCUGAGAAAUGUCUUCCACCAGGGACCGUGCACCUGAGAUUUCCAAGGGCGUUUUCAAUUGCAAAGAAGCUAGAAAUUGAUUAUGCUCCUGCUAUGGUUGGUUUUGAAUUUAAAAACGGGCGUUCAUACCCUGUCUUUGAUGGUAUUGUGGUGUGUGCCGAGUUCAAGGAUGUACUGUUAGAGGCAUUUGCCGAGGAAGAACAAAGACGGCAGGCAGAAGAGAAGAGAAUAGAUGAAGCUGAGGCUCUUCGUCGGUGGUACCAGCUGCUUUCAUCUAUCGUAACGCGCCAAAGGUUGAAAAAUCGAUAUAAUAAUGGUUUGUCAUCAGAGAUUUUGACUGAAAUCCAACAUGUGAAUGAUAAGGAAUCAAAUGCCAUAGUGAGUGAUAGUUAUGACAAGAAUCAGACUCCCAAAAACCAGCAAGUAAACACAAGCAAGAAUGAUAGCGGUCUCGAUCUGGAAGCUUUGGUAAGUACUCCUGGUAAAGCACAUGAGCAUGUGUUUUUGAAAGAGUAUGAGAGCUUUGAUGAGGGAACCUCUCUAUUAACAAAACGAUGCCAAUGUGGAUUUUCAGUCCAAGUAGAAGAAUUGUAGCAUCUAUGCGAAACACUUUCAUGUAAAACACCCACCCCCAACAAAAAGAAAAUGUAUAAAACACGUUUUGUCUGGAUGCAGAGUUUUGAUGAAACUUGAAAGCAGUUAAAACCUUGUAUUUUUCGGGACUCACUUUUCCAGAUAUGUAUAUUAAACAUACUUCAGUUUGUGAAUGCAAUUUCACAGAAUAU
Messenger RNA from Arachis duranensis, 2991 nucleotides. RefSeq names its product DNA repair protein RAD4. Gene Ontology annotation, cellular component: cytoplasm; XPC complex; nucleotide-excision repair factor 2 complex. Gene Ontology annotation, biological process: mismatch repair; nucleotide-excision repair. NCBI's taxonomy places the organism in Eukaryota, Viridiplantae, Streptophyta, Magnoliopsida, Fabales, Fabaceae. Gene Ontology annotation, molecular function: single-stranded DNA binding; damaged DNA binding. The transcript has 14 exons. Bases 44 to 2800 code for a protein of 918 amino acids. The record is from RefSeq and is a predicted model, not a curated record.